CAAGUUCCCCUCUUGUAUAAAAGUAACUUUUCGGGAACUCUUCAGCCCAUCAUCAACUAUCCUCCUCAACACAGAGAGAUUACGCGAACAACCCUAAUCCCUCUCUCUAUUUCUCGUGGUACCCGGCUAUAAAUCCCCUUGGAUAGCCUUUGUGCUGCUGCGUGGCCACUUUUACCUCUGGCAACGAACAAAGCGUUGUUAAACUCUUGCAUCCACUCCAGAUUAUGUCAAUGGAGGGUGCUAGCUUCUCUUCACGGCGUCCCGCCGCAGGCGCCCUGCCUGCCAUGACUCUGCCGCCACCGACAGCAGAUGUUCCAAGUAUGGCCAAAUACCCCUUCUACCCUUCUUUCACAGGUAACUCGUCAGAGUCCUUUCAGUGCUCCCGGGAGGGCGAGUCGGUUGGGUAUUCAUAUCCGCCAUCUUACUCUCCCCUUCCUGGUCCCUUUCCAGAUCGCCGCAUUUCGUCUUCGCCCAGUAUUCUGACCCCUUCGCCAGGAGCCAGUGAUGGCCUGAGCCCCAGUCUUUCUAGCGUCAAUACCGGGAGUUCCCAAGGUUCUCAAGCACCAGGCAACAUGUAUCAAUAUGCACAACUUCCCGCGGCAUGGGCUACACCAAGCAAUUCUUCGUACACCGUCAGCUCCGCGACCCAGGCUCAGCCAGCCCUUGGCCAACAGCACUUCCCUGGACGAAACCACUCCAUCUACAACCAAGGUCCCGGAAUGCAUCAAUAUAAUCACCCUCGAAGUUCUCAGUCGCCGGCUACUGGAGGUGACGGACUCCCAGCACCCCCUUACGAUCAAGUGCAUCAGCCUUUCCAGACUGCGGUCUCUGGCGGAGGUGGCCAGACCACUCCACCAGGCCUCUCGACAUCUCAGCAGACCCAGGGUGCAAUUUUGACUUCGCAAAGCUCGGUAGCAACGCAACCUCCUACUCCUUCGAGCGCGUCGGCACACGUCGAUUCAUAUACGCACUCGAGGCCCCCCAGCACACCGAACUACUAUACAUCAUCUGCAUCUCAGCCGUCUAGCUAUCCACCAUAUGGCCACCAGCCUUCGCCGACCCAGCAUUCCUCUUCUAACGGCGGCCCUGUACCUAGGGGCCUUGGAUCGAUCUCAGGCCAGCCGCAUGGUGCUGGCAUGGCACCCCCUGGUCCCUAUCGAUCAUACGCCCCUUAUCAAACCCUCCCUACCAUGGGAGGAUCAGUCUUGUCGAAUAUUCACCAGCCUGGAAGCCAAAUGUCAAUGAUCCCAGGUAUGCCCGUAACUGCAUACGGGCAUCCCAUGCUAUACGGAGGUCAAGGCCAGCCCCCACCAACACAGUCAGAGCGGCCUUUCAAGUGCGACCAAUGCGUUCAGUCGUUCAGUCGAAACCACGAUCUCAAGAGACACAAGCGGAUUCAUCUGGCAGUCAAGCCUUUUCCUUGUACUUACUGUAGUAAAAGCUUUUCCAGAAAGGAUGCUCUGAAGAGACACCGGCUUGUCAAGGGUUGCGAAAGCAAGGCCAACGAGAACCCCGGUGAUGGUAAUGGAGCAGAUCGCAGUGGAGAGGAGAACGAUAGCCCCGAAGUCAAGAGGGAACAGUGAAUCCGUAUCGCAAGGAGUUAUUGUUUAAUGCGCGAUACCCAUGUUUCGAGACGACGACAACUUCACCAUUUGGUUUCAAGAGAGCAACAAUCUGGGUAUCAUAAAGACAGACGGCUAUCCUGGACGCCUGUUUCGAGGCACAUAUCUCUAUCAUUCGUUCUGGCAUUUGAA
Molecule: messenger RNA, 1754 nt
Organism: Fusarium oxysporum Fo47
Lineage: Eukaryota; Fungi; Ascomycota; Sordariomycetes; Hypocreales; Nectriaceae
Product: C2H2-type zinc finger protein
Exons: 2
Coding region: 225-1583 (452 amino acids)
Biological process (GO): regulation of transcription by RNA polymerase II
Cellular component (GO): nucleus
Molecular function (GO): RNA polymerase II cis-regulatory region sequence-specific DNA binding; DNA-binding transcription activator activity, RNA polymerase II-specific
Source: RefSeq, a predicted model, not a curated record